Molecule: messenger RNA, 1347 nt
Organism: Pichia membranifaciens NRRL Y-2026
Lineage: Eukaryota; Fungi; Ascomycota; Pichiomycetes; Pichiales; Pichiaceae
Exons: 1
Coding region: 1-1347 (448 amino acids)
Biological process (GO): ubiquitin-dependent protein catabolic process
Cellular component (GO): cytoplasm
Molecular function (GO): ubiquitin conjugating enzyme binding; ubiquitin binding
Source: RefSeq, a predicted model, not a curated record
AUGUCCGCAGAAAAGAAGCUUGCCGCCAUCGAGGACGACGCAACCGCUGAGCCUGGCGUGAGUGCCACUGAGGCGCCAGAGGAGACGAAGCCGGAGACAGAAGGGGCUGAGGAGACAAAGCAGGAGGCAAAGCAGGAGACUGCCGGCGCCGGAGAGGAAAAGCAGGAGGCGACGGCGAAGCACGAGAAGCACGAGGCCAAGGCAGAGGCUCCGCCUCCGCCAAUGCCAACAAGACCGGCCAAGCAGCUCUCGCAGACAGACCUCACGAUCGCCCAGCUUGUGGACGUGUUCCCGCAUCUGGACCUCAAGUACAUCAAGAUGGCGCUCAUUGCGUCCGAGGGCCGCUUGGAGCCUGCUUCCAACGCCUUGUUGUUCCUGUCGGACCCCAGCUCGGGCAUCGAGAUCCCGCAACCACACGCAGGAGCGUCUCUGGCGGCGCCGGCGGCCGCCGGCAACCCUUCGGGUCUCGAGGAGUCGGACGAGGCGCUGGCCAGACGCUUGGCAAGGGCGUACGAGAGAGGCUCGAGACGCACGUCUGUUUCCACCGCCAGGAGGGGCAAGGCCAGACCGCAGGACUUGGGUGCCGACGGCAGCCGUGUUCGUAGAACCCCUAGCAUGAACGAGCACCGCGUCUACAACAACUUUGUCGGCGACGACAACGAAGACUACGGCGCCGAGGAGGACCUGUAUGAGACGCUCACGAAGAACGUCAACGACGCCAAGCAGGUGGUGGGCGGCUGGUUCGGAAACGUGGCCAAGAAGAUCCAGGAGUCCAUGGACCAGUCUCCGGAUGGCCAGACGCAGGCGCAGAGGCAGGGCAAACAGGCGCCCCCUGUUCCAAAUAGGAGACACAGUCCUGGCCCGCAGCACGGCUCAGAAACCUACUCGAGAAGCCCAUACCAGCAGCCGCAGUCUAUCCAGCGGGGAUACUACUCGCAGAAGAACGAGUACGUGGUCAAUACCGGAGACGACGACAACGACGACGAUGCACCAAAGCUACCUGCCCGCGGCAAGGGCCAGGCGCACUUGUACCCGGCCUUGGGUGGCGGCGAGGCCCCAGUCCACAUAGAAAUGACCGAUGCCUCCGCAGACUUAGCAGACUCCCCUAAGCCAAUAGAAAAGGACGACCUGUAUACCACGAACAGUGCCAAAAUUACAAUGAACAAGAAAUCCGAACCCACCACCGCCACAAGUGCAGCCCACUCCACCGCCGCAGCCAAUUCCAAGUCAGCGGCAACGCCUGCCUCUCCCAAAAGCAAAACAUGGACGCCUUUGAAAUCCGUCGACCCAGAGCCCUCUAGUGACGCGUUUUUGGUCGACGAUAGUGAAGAUGAUGAUGAUAAAUGA